AUGGCGGCAAUCCCCAAACCCGGUUGGCACCCGGAUGUAAGAGAUGCCUUCAAGCUGAAGAAGGAGACCUACCUGGCCAUGAGUUCAGAGAAAGAAGACAUCCACUGUGGCCUCAACGGCCUCUACAGCACUGCAAGGCGGUCGGGGACAGUACCCCUGGAUUGGAAGACCGGGUCUAGUUGCCUACCUCAGGAGUUGUUUCAGGCACGUCCUAGGAAGUCUUGUGGAAAGCCCAGGACAUGCUGGGAGAACUAUGUCUCUGAGCUGGCCUGGGGUCACCUCGAGGUCCCCCCAGAGCAGCUGGAGGAGCAUAAAGAUGAAAAGGCGCUAAUCUCCCUCUGCUCCCGCAGGCGAGCCCACACCCUGAGCGUGCUCUUCAUCCUGACCUGCGCCCUGGUCUACGUCACGCUGCUGGAGGAGACGCCUCAGGACACCGCCUACAACACUAAGAGGGGCAUCGUGGCCAGCAUCCUGGUGUUCCUCUGUUUCGGAGUAACGCAGGCUAAAGAUGGACCCUUCACCAGACCCCAUCCAGCUUACUGGCGUUUCUGGCUGUGUGUUAGCGUCGCCUACGAACUCUUCCUCAUCUUCAUCCUGUUUCAGACGGUUCAUGAUGGACGACAGUUCAUGAAGUACAUUGACCCCAGAUUGGGGGUCCCUCUGCCUGAGCGGGAUUAUGGAGGGAACUGCCUCAUCUACGACCCGGGGAACACUACUGACCCCUUCCACAACCUCUGGGAUAAGAUGGAUGGCUUCGUUCCAGCUCACUUCCUGGGAUGGUACAUAAAGACUCUGGUGAUUCGGGAUUGGUGGAUGUGUAUGAUCAUCAGCGUCAUGUUCGAGUUCCUGGAGUACAGCCUGGAACACCAGCUGCCCAACUUCUCUGAGUGCUGGUGGGACCACUGGAUCAUGGACGUGUUGGUGUGCAACGGUUUGGGGAUCUACUGCGGCAUGAAGACGCUGGGCUGGUUGUCCAUGAAGCCGUAUCAGUGGCAGGGACUCUGGAACAUUCCCACCUAUAAGGGGAAGAUCAAGCGGAUAGCGUUCCAGUUCACCCCCUACAGCUGGGUGAAGUUCGAGUGGAAGCCCGCCUCCAACCUGCGGCGCUGGCUCGCCGUGCUGGGCAUCAUCUUCAUGUUCCUGCUGGCCGAGCUGAACACCUUCUACCUGAAGUUUGUGCUGUGGAUGCCGCCUGAACACUACCUGGUGCUGCUCCGCCUCGUCUUCUUUGUGAAUGUGGGGGGCGUGGCCAUGAGGGAGAUCUACGACUUCAUGGACGACCCGAAGUUCCACAAAAAGCUGGGUCAGCAGGCGUGGCUGGUGUCCACCAUAACGGUGACGGAGUUCCUCAUCGUGGUCAAGUACGACCCCCACACCCUCAUGCUGCCCAUCCCCUUCUCCGUCAUGCAGUGCUGGUUCCUGGGGAUCCUCCUCAUCCUCAUCUGGACCCUCUGGAGGUUUUUCAUCCGUGACAUCACGCUUCGCUACAAAGAGACCCGUCGGCGCCAACAGGAAGUGCCGGUGGACUGGGACCGGCAGCUGGGGAACGGCGGCCCGGCGGCGGCGGCGUCUGGCCGCAGCAAACUGAACGGCAGCUCCGAAACGCUGCGACAGAGGAAGUCCUGA
Molecule: messenger RNA, 1626 nt
Organism: Cyprinodon variegatus (sheepshead minnow)
Lineage: Eukaryota; Metazoa; Chordata; Actinopteri; Cyprinodontiformes; Cyprinodontidae
Gene: ptdss2
Product: phosphatidylserine synthase 2
Exons: 13
Coding region: 1-1626 (541 amino acids)
Biological process (GO): phosphatidylserine biosynthetic process
Molecular function (GO): L-serine-phosphatidylethanolamine phosphatidyltransferase activity
Source: RefSeq, a predicted model, not a curated record